GAGGACAGCGUCAUGUGAUGUGGAAAGAUUUCAAAACAGAAACCACACUGUGGUUUGGUUUAGUGUCGUUUAGCAGGUGAACUAAAUCCUUUGAUUGAGACAGCAGGGCAAAAUGACUCAGUUAUGCAGAAGACAUCUCCCUCUCUGUUGCAGUUUUCUCUUUUGCCUCCUCCUUGGUUGUGUGUCUGCAGAAGAGAUCAUAGCCACAGUGGGAACAGAUGUUACUUUGAUUUGCAACUACGAUGCAAAGUACUAUGGCAAGCUGUCUACAUGCUGGGGCAGAGGAGCCAUCCCCAGCAGAGGCUGCGCCAGUGAGGUGAUCAAGUCAGACGGGUCAGCAAUGGCCAGCAGACUGUCAGAGCGGUACCUGUUCAUGGGUAACCUGGAGGAAGGGGACGUGUCGCUUACCAUCAGACAGGUGGAGGAGAGUGACUCGGGGAUCUAUGGCUGCCGUGUGGACGUACCGGGCUGGUUCAAUGAUCACAAACACCAGGAGACUCUGACCGUGGUGCCCGUACGUCCUAACCCCCUGAAGGUGGAGACAAGAGAGGUGAAGGAAAGAACUGUCACUGUUCAGUGGACUCCUGUGUUUGACGGCGGCAGACCCAUCACAUCCUACUGGAUCGAUCUCAAACACAAACAGGCACCCUGGGAUUCUGCAGUCAGAACCGCCGUCUCUAAUCCUGAUCUAACUCAGCUGACUUUGGUGGAUUUGCGUCCGGCAAAGACCUACAUCCUGCGCAUGUUUGCGAUCAACAGCAUGGGCAUUAGUGAACCCAGCAAUGUACUGACAGUAACAACCGAAGAAGCAGCGCCGGAGGGUCCUCCCCUGGACAUGCAGCUUGAGGCCCUCACCUCUCACAGCAUCAAAGUCACCUGGAAGCCUCCUAGACCCGAUCUCAGGAAUGGGAUUCUCCGGAGUUACAGCAUCAGCUACAGAGAGUAUGAUCCUAACGGCAGACAAUUCAAAAGGUGGCAGCACUUAACUGUGACGGCUGCACGAGAGGUGGAGAGCGUCAUCCUGAGUAACCUGAAGCCUUCUUCCAAGUAUGGCAUUCUCAUACAGGCCAAAACUAACGCAGGGAUAGGACCUGCUUCCACUGCCCCUCUCUGCUCCACUCUGGAUGAGGUUCACAAAACAUCAACACCGUCAACUAAAAGUUCUACUUCGACCGCUGCCACACGGAUACAAGACAUUACAAGUUUUACUGCACCUCACACUACUUCAGCAGAGGAGGCUGUUACCAUGGCUACAGUCUGGGAUGAAGGAACUACAAGUACCACACCAGUGCCCCCAGAUCCCCCUGUGGUUGACAUAAAAGAGGUAAAAGGAAGCACAAUCGCUCUUUUAUGGACCCCUGGGUUUGAAGGUGACAGCCCCAUAACUGGCUAUUACCUGGAGUAUAAAGCAGUAAACGCCUCUUGGGAUUAUAUAAAGACAGUGGUAGAUUUCAGCCCUGGCCAAACAGAGGCCACAAUAAUAGAGAUCAAUCCAUCUACCUACAACAUCCGCAUGUUUGCCAAGAACAGUGUGGGCACCAGUAGAGCUAGCAACAUCCUCACCAUCACCACAGGAGAAACAGGUCAUCAGAGCCAUGAUGAUCUUACCACCAUCUCUACUGACACUCAUGCUGCUGCCAGCGUUGAGGAGGGCCAGAGUGGCAGUAAACUAGCUGCCAUCCUGUUGCCAGUGGUGCUGGUGGUGUUAAUUGUUGCCAUAGUGACUGCAUGGCAGCUUCGACGAAUUAAACAGAAAAAGGGCAGUCUGAGCAUCUGGCUGAGCAGUGGAAAGCUUCGUUACGAAGGAUCUGAGUCUCUACGGGAGCUGUGAAACGACGAGUUUCUCUACACUUCAGCCUUAAAAUGCUGAGUUUAAUAUUUUAUAAAUAUGGCAAAAACAAUUGUGUAUGUCUGAUUAUUAAUUAUUCUAAUCUAGGUAAGAACCCCAAUAUGCUUAAAAUAACCAGUGUGUUGAUUUAACAUACUUAAAUAUUCAAGAAUUAACGUCUAAUGAACGUUGGAGUGUUUUUUCCCAGUUUUAUCCAAAUUAACUUUCACUUAGCCUACAGUAUGUUUUUGUUAAAAAUACUCUUGGUUUACUUUACUUAAGGUUUACUUCUGAUCAUUUUUUCAUGCAGUACUUUGUGUAAUUUUCUAACAACAUAUACAGUAUCUGGAGAGCUUAUAGCAAAAAUAUGGAACUUUUCCACCUUAAAAUAUAAGUUUCAAAGUCAAGCUAAUAGUACAACAACUUUCAACAGGCAGAAUGACAUCUCUCCCAUAUGCACAGAUCGCCCGGUUGCCUGCUUGUAGCACAAUGUAAGUUUGGCAGCAGGCCACAGUUCACAGUUGAGAAGUGUGCGCGGCUUUACAGUACAAGCCAAUUAGUCGUCUCAUUACUGUUUGAUAAAAAGGCGGCGGCUCAGAGACGGAAGACGACGGUGACAGGUGAAGCCAAGAAGAGAAAAAGAGAGUGACAGAGAAAAAAGCAGAGUGUACAUUCCUGCAGAUAUUAUUCAUAACAGAUUGAUAUGUAAUGUUAGGCUGUAUUGUUAUCUGUGUCAUCAUUGUCUCAUGUUUAGCAGCUUUUACCAGGUGCAGAAAGUCAUCUUACCAAAGUAAUGUCUCAGGUUUGCAUAUAAAUAAAUAAUGACAUAAAUCCAUUUUAUGCCAACAGUUGUCUCUUCAACGGGCUGACAGAGUUAUCCUGUAAUAUUAGUGUACCUUGUCAGUCGACAGGCCUUUGGCUUCUCACAACUCUGCUCCUCUGCUUGUCGACAAAUGCACGUUGUCUGUGAGGGGAGAAGUGAGGGAGGAAUAAUCGUACUGUGUGUUUUUACAGCAGUGCAGUUUCACUCAGUGACAUUUGGUCGUUGCCAAAGCCCACCAAACCGAAUUCCACCAUAAUGUAUCUAUUUACUCAAAUAGAUAGACCAUCUUCAUUGAAAAUAAUAUUUUAAUUAAAUCAUUUUUGCAAUAAACAAUCUAAAAAAAUAUGUAACUAUGUAUUCCAACAAUGUAUUUAAAAAACAUAUUUCAUUUAUAUGUGGCUUUAAAUGCAAUCUACUGAAACCACAUCUCUGCCUUUUUCAGUUAUGGAAAUAAAUAUCCACUGUGUUCUUUUAAUUUGUUAUGAUGACAACUCUAUUUCAUAGUAGAAAACAUUUUGUGUCAUGUUGGUCAAAACAUCUCUGAAAAAUUAAAAUGAUACAUUUUCUUAUUGGUCAUAUAAAGAUAAAGAUAUGUUAGAUUAAACUGGAUAAAGAUUGAUCUAAUAAAUAAAAAAACCUUCCUAGUC
This is a messenger RNA of Labrus bergylta (ballan wrasse), 3298 nucleotides long. RefSeq names its product cell adhesion molecule DSCAM. Gene Ontology annotation, molecular function: phosphatidylserine binding; protein binding. The record is from RefSeq and is a predicted model, not a curated record. Lineage: Eukaryota; Metazoa; Chordata; Actinopteri; Labriformes; Labridae. Gene Ontology annotation, biological process: apoptotic cell clearance; cytoskeletal rearrangement involved in phagocytosis, engulfment.